Engraulis encrasicolus (European anchovy) is the source of this 1287-nucleotide messenger RNA. RefSeq lists its product as uncharacterized. The transcript is spliced from 2 exons. NCBI's taxonomy places the organism in Eukaryota, Metazoa, Chordata, Actinopteri, Clupeiformes, Engraulidae. The record is from RefSeq and is a predicted model, not a curated record. The coding region runs from base 136 to 798 and encodes 220 amino acids.
GCGAAAACCACGGGACCAGACGAGAGUAGACAAACGAGAGAGGUGCGCGUGCCGUACGUGCUAGUUUCCUUUGGGCCAGUUCAAGUGGUCAGUUAACGGCAUCAGAAACUCAGUUUGGCUAACCUGACCAGAGAUAUGUCUGAUAGAGGUAAUAGAGGGUAUAUUGAGGAUAUUUUUAACCGACGAGGCAAAAAAGUUGGCGAACUAUGGGAAAGGCAUGGAGAAACCACUGCUGUGUGUACAGACUUCAGCGGUAGCGAGCUCUCCUCGUGCGACGAGUGGGAUAGUCUAUCGGAGUCGGAGGACUCGGACUGUUGUGCGGACUCGGACGACUGGAGCGAAGACGGUACAAGUUGCACCAAGUGCACGUGUUGGUAUCAACACCAAGAUAAGUUAAAUGCAGCAAAGAUGAGGAGGCAAGAAAAGGAAGAUGACGAGAAGAAGAAAAUGAAGACGGAAGUGAAGGAAGAACAGGAGGUGAAGAUGGAAGAGGAGGAGGUGAAGAUUAAAAAGGAAGAGGAAGAAGACGGUGUGAAGAAGGAGGUGGAAGAGAAGAGCCUAAAGAAAGAGGAGGGGGAAGAGCAUGAGGUGACGAGGGAGGAUGAGGAGGAGCAAAAGAUUAAGGAGGAGAAGAUCGAUAAGGAAGUGGGGGAAGAAGACAAGGUGAAGAGGGAAGAGGAAGAACAUGUGAUGAAGAGAGAGGAAGAGGAGGAGAAAAAGAGGAAGAGGGGAGAGGAAGAAAGCGAGAUGAAGAGGAAGAAAAGUGUAAGAGGGAAGCGCGGGAAGAAGACAAGAUGAGUAAGAAGGCGAGCUGAACAGGGAGGAGGAGAGAUGAAGCGGGAAGAUUGGGGCCGUUUAGAAUUGAAGGUUACGGGGGUGGGGCAUAAGCAGCCACAGCACAGGAAAUGCUGAGGAGAUGAGCUGCCAUUCACCUGGCACUGGCUAGAGUCCAGUGUCCAGCCGUUGGCCACCAAAGUUGUUCAAGUGCCUUAUUUCUUGGGCCGCCAUACAUUAUUUGUGACUGAUCAAUGUUUAUACUUACCUUCCCAAAGUUUACUUUUAUAUAAUUAUUUACUAUUAGGACAUUUUUGUACAGUUUAUUACGAUUACCAUUGCUGCACUAUUAAGCACUUCUACUACCAUGUGCAGGAGUUUCUUUUGUCCUUGUUUGUCAGGACAUGUUUCUUCCCUAGAUUUUUCAAUUCAGUUGAUUCUAUGUGUAUGUGUGAGUUGCCUCAUACACGUGUUCCUAGUUGUUUGAAUAAAAGACUCAGAUGUCAAAAGUCA